AGUGACUGGAUUAUGUGUUAAUCCCAUUAUGAUGCUGCUGCAAUGUGAGGGCCGGUUGGAGGGAUUAGAAACUAAAGGCUCGAGCUUCAGGACAGGAUCAGCAGCAAACUGGGGGACUGUAGCUCCUAACAUCGAUAAAGAUACUAAUGGCACAUGUAAACAGUUUAGAUGACACUGCCACUGACCGAACAAGUAAAGGGCAUAUUCAUGAAGAUACACUGACAUGGGGUCUACUGAACGUUUAAUGUUUGGAGCGAGCUGCUGCCGACAGUGUACCACCUGUUUUGACUGAUGAGAGAAUGAUUAACCUGGCUGGCAAUGAGGAUGCAUGUGUGUGUGUCCCCCUGUCAGUGAGUGUAUACGUGACAGUAGGUGAAGGUCUGGAUGAGGGACAGAGAUCACAGACUUUAACAAACACGUGGCAGUGACAGAGAGACAAUGUGCCGGAGUGCAGACAGUACCUGUGCCUAUUGUCCUGCAUUAUUGGUGUUUUAAGUGGAAAGUGUUUCGCAACAAAGACAGUAUAUCGAACUCAAAGGAUUGUAUUUCAUCUUCAAGAGCCCAAAAAGUGAUUUUUGGCUCCCUUGGUCCAAUGCAGCCGGCGGAGUAAGUGCUUAUUAAAAGUACAGCAGCGCCACAAUAGCUGUGACUAUGUCAAGGUUUGAGGAAGCAGUCAGAGUCUGAUACAGCAAGUAGAAGCAGGAGUAGGUUCAACAGAAAAAUCCAGAGGUGAAUACAAUCUGCACCAGGCUGCGGGCUCCACUGUGUCUUCAUCCUUUAUCUCCUCAUCUUCUGCUCCAGCUGCAACUUCAGCUCCUGCAGCAAACCAACAUAAUCAAAUCCUCAACUAGUCCAGCGUCUGGCUCUUCCAUAAUCUGCAGCAGUCUCAGCUGUUGCCAUGGCAUCAGCAGCUCUGGAGCUGAUGGGCUUCUUCCUGGGCCUGCUGGGGCUGCUGGGCACCAUGGUCGCCACAGUGCUACCAUACUGGCAGAUUUCUGCCCACAUCGGCUCCAACAUUGUCACGGCUGUGGGCAACAUGAGGGGCCUGUGGAUGGAGUGCGUCUACCAGAGCACAGGGGCCUUUCAGUGCGAGACCUACAACUCCAUGCUGUCCCUGCCCUCCAACCUGCAGGCCUCUCGCGCCCUCAUGAUCAUCUCCAUUGUGCUAUCUAUACUCGCUAUUGCCAUGGCGGCCCUGGGGAUGCAGUGCACUCUCUGUUUGGAGGGUGCAGGUACAGUUAAGAGUCGUGUGGCAGGUGCCAGCGGGUGCUUGUUCCUUGCUUCCGGCUUCUUUUCACUCAUUCCGGUGGCAUGGACCACACACGAGGUGGUCCAGACCUUCUACCAACCCAACUUGCCUUCCAGUAUGAAGUUUGAGCUGGGGGAGUGUCUCUUUAUUGGUCUGGCCUCUGCGCUUAUCUCCAUGCUUGGAGGGGGGAUGCUGUCUGUGUCAUGCUGUGAGGAGCAUAAUGGCGGCCGUGGGAGACGGCACGGCGGAGGGUAUCCAUACCCGGCAGGAGGCGGCGUGCCGGGCACAGGGUUACGGACUACCUCACAGACCUACCACAACCCCACCCUGCAGGUGGGCGGCAUCAACACGGCCAACAGGGGGCAGACGCUGGUCCGCGGUACCAGUCACAGCUCCCAGUCGAGUGCACAAGGAAUCCAGGGAGCCCAGAAGUCCACUGCGGCAGGAUAUGACAUCACAGGAUACGUCUGAGGUUACUGUAACUUCAUCACACCGUUAAAUAUGGUCCUCUGACAACUUACCUUCAAUUACAUGUAUUUAUGUAAUGUAUAUAAUCGAAUGUUUUCACUAUGUCUGCUCGACGGAGCAAGAAUCUUGCUUGUUCAAAAGUUAGUUAACAACACAUUUAAGAGUCCUUCCGCUCAUAUUAUUCCCAUUUUAAAAUGUGUUUUAUCAAAACCUUGGUACCUAAUGGUUUGGCUUUUGACGAAUUGGAUUGGGGGGACACAGUUCUACACUUUUACAUAUCACAAAUAUUAUAUACAGAGCCAACAGAUACAUUGAUUGUUUGUGUGAAAUAACAAGGCAGAGGUACUUUGUAAAAUUGAA
This is a messenger RNA of Etheostoma spectabile (orangethroat darter), 2077 nucleotides long. It is a transcript of the gene cldn2, whose product is annotated as claudin 2. Bases 899 to 1720 code for a protein of 273 amino acids. The record is from RefSeq and is a predicted model, not a curated record. Gene Ontology annotation, cellular component: membrane; bicellular tight junction. The transcript is spliced from 3 exons. Gene Ontology annotation, molecular function: structural molecule activity. NCBI's taxonomy places the organism in Eukaryota, Metazoa, Chordata, Actinopteri, Perciformes, Percidae.